Molecule: messenger RNA, 1599 nt
Organism: Conger conger (European conger)
Lineage: Eukaryota; Metazoa; Chordata; Actinopteri; Anguilliformes; Congridae
Product: equilibrative nucleobase transporter 1-like
Exons: 12
Coding region: 1-1599 (532 amino acids)
Source: RefSeq, a predicted model, not a curated record
AUGCUGUGGCUUCUACGUGGAGUGAGGCUGCGCUGCUGGCUUACCCUGGCCACAGGGCUGGUGGAGAGCCAGUUUUUUACUGGGGUUGUUCUUGGGUGGCCCUCCCUUGUGUUUAUCCUGAAAGCUAGUGGGUACUUCAGCGACCAGUGUGAGAAUGCCACAGGACCCAAUGGCACACAGUACAUGGACUGUAGCAAACAGAACAAGCUCUUCUCCCUAGUUUUCACCAUCACCGUCAUCUUACAGAACCUCAGUCUUCUCAAUGGAUUCUUCUUUGACCGCUUCGGUACCAUGGCAUCCAGACUGCUGGCAAUAAUACUGUACACCACUGGUACCUUGCUGAUUCCUUUUUCACAUCCAGAGAUAUCCAAUAUACUGUUUCCGGGUCUGGCCUGCAUCGCAUUUGGAAGCAGCAUGUUAUUGCUCACAAAUAUGCAGGUGGGGAAUCUCUUUGACAUCCAUCAUUCCACCGUCAUCACCUUGUUUACCGGAGCCUACAGCUCCUCUGCCAUCACCUUCCUCAUCAUCAAGGUGGCAUCUGAAAGAGGGAUGUCUCUGCACCACUCUUUUUUCUUCUUGUCGGCAUGCAGCAUAAUCCACCUCAUGAGAACCUUCAUCCUCAUGCCAAAGAUGCACAUCCCCUACCCCCUCCCUGAGGGCUACACUUAUGGGAUGAACUGUAGUCAGAUCAAGUGCAACCGCUGUUGUCUCACAAACAAAGCACAGAGAGACAACACAGAGCCUGUGCAGGGAGAGGAAGGGAUAGAGAAUGCAACAUCUGAACUAGGAAACCCCCAGCAGACCCCACAGACAGACAGUUUUAAGCAGUGUGUGCUCAGUUGGUUGUUUCUGUGGCACCUGGUGUGGGUGUCAGUCACGGCUCUGCGGCACCUCCUGUUCAUUGGCACCCUGAACCCCAUGCUGACCCUGCUGGCUCACGGAGACACAGCCCAAGUGAGUCACUACACCAACGCCUUCGCCUACACACAGUUAUGUGGGAUACUGUGCGCCGCCUUGAAUGGCCUGAUCAUUGACAGAUACAAGGGCAAGCUACGGGCCGAAGGAGAGACGGAGGAGGAGGGUAACCUGCGCUCUGUGGUGCUCUCUCUCUUCCUCACUGCCACUGCCCUGCAGUGCCUCUUAUUCUCCAUCUGCGCCACCAUACCUGUGCUCCCGCUGCAGUACCUGACUUUCGUCCUGCAAGUGGUCAACCGUGCCUUCUCGUUUGGAGGGAAUGCAGCCUUCAUCAGCAUUGCUUUUCCAGUCUGUCACUUUGGUAAGCUGAUCGGUGUGGUUAACGCUGUAUUGUCUGCGGUGUUGCUCCUGCAAUUCCCCUGCAUCAUCCUGGUGAAAGAGGUGUUGGAUGGAGACCCCUUAUACAUAAACAUAGCCCUGUGCAUCCUGUGCCUGGCCACAUUCAUUCACCCGGCCUAUGUCUAUAUCCGCUGGCGCAGAUUGGCCAAUCAGAGAAGACGCUCCGCCCAGCCACCGCCCAAAGAUGAGAACGCCUUCUCUGGAGACAAUGAAAACCAACCCCAGGAUCCUCUUAGACACCCCCAAAAUGAACACUCACAAUGCCUCAGGCCUACUGUUUUAUGA